GCCCUGACGGCUUCACCGACCCUACAAAGAUUACAAUAUGGCAGCGCUGCAAACAGACAUUACAUGUAAUUGUUUUUCGAGUCAGCAUAAUUAGUUUUUCUCGUUCUCUUCGUCAGUACUCAGUUACUAAAAAGAAGGUUACCUUAUAAUUCUUAAUAAAACAGACACAUCUUUGGUUAGUUGCUAAAUAUUUCAUUUUCACGUCAACUGACGCCUUUUUUUUUAACUGAAAAGCGCGGUCUCGGUAUCAACAAUGUGCAUGCCUUUCUAAACUAACAACAAGAUGAAAAGAUCAAGGUGGGUUUUGCAGGUAUUUUUCAAUGGAUUCAUACAAGAGAAGAAAUAGAGGACCUAGUAACCACUAUAGUAAAUACCAGCCAAACUAUUGUGAUGAAUCUUCCCCUAGGGAAUCAUUUGAUGGCAACUAUGCAAGAUCUUCUAAGUCAAACUCAGAAUCACCAAAUUCUCAUAGGACAUCUGCUCAAUCAACUUUUGAAUGCAGAGUGUGUUUGAAUACUUAUCAAAGCAAUAGAGAGUUAUAUGCUCAUUUGCACGCUGCGCAGCAUUUAAGACCCCUUUCGAGAUUAAACGUACCUGAAGAUGAAGAAACAUUUCCAAACAGGAAACGAAAACAUCAUGGCAUUUUUUGCAAAGUCUGUUUCCAUGAGUUUGAUACUCACAAUGAACUAAAAAAGCACCUUACAGAAUCUGGUCAUCAUUGGUCAGCAAAACGAGUUAAACACAUGUCAUCCCAUGACAAAACUGCAUAUGAACAUGAGUAUUCUGAUCGUCGACGACAUUCAUCUUCUACUGAUACAAGAUCAGAUAGAUCAUUUGCUUGCCAAAAUCCAGAUCUUGUUGCUGCAGAAGAAUCCAGAGGAAAAGAUCCCAGUCCAGGGUCCAGGGCACGAUCAUAUGGGUGUUCUGUGGUUUUGGAUGAUCCCGCUCCUGUUCCCGUACUAGAAAAAGACAUAAGUGCGUUGGGUGGUGAUAAUUCCGGAUCGAGUAAAGUAAAAAUGCCAAUGAUUUCUUCUAAUUUGGGAACAGAUCAUGAUCAGUCAAUUAUUACAAGUCCGGAUAGCUCAAUUCUUGUUUCGUCGAAAAUAUCAAAUGAAUCGCCUUCUACGUCCGAGAUUCAAAAAGGAAUGGCUGUUAUUCCUAUGGAAACCUCCGUUCCAGCAACCGAUCCCCGUAGAAAAAUCCCAUCCGCCAGGCUAGAGUCGGACAAGAAAGAAUCAAGGAACCUAAACACGAAAUGGGCACCCAUCUACUGCGAUCGCCCGAAACCCAACCUGGUCGAAAAGCGGAUUCCCUGGAAGCUGAUUCCAAUAGACCUUGUACCAUCAAAUUACCCUGGUAAUCAACUCUCUGAUAGCAGAGCGUCAAACCCCAGAAUUCCUAGUCCUACUGAAGAUGUAUCGAUUGAUCAGCUGGCUGCACAAUUGAAGGAAAAUACUGGUGCGACAUUUAUACCCUAUUCAAGGACGGAAGCCAAUGUUUCCCAUUCCCCUGUCUCUUUUGAAGGAAACCUUAUGAGGCGCUUCAGUCGGGACGUGAUCUCCACGUGCGCCGCUCCACAUCCGGCCAGUUCACCGGAUGAUCGAGCGUCUAUACAGUCACCAGUACCUUGCCCAGACGGAGCCAGAGGAGUUCAAGAGAAUCAUACUGUUACCAAGUCAGUAGUGGACCUUGAUGGAAAAUCAGCGACAAAUAGAACUGGAGAGCUGAUGGAUAAAGAGCCUUGGAACGCUGAUUCUACAUCGUGUUCGCCUUCUUCGCCUAAAUGUGAUCACGGAACCAGCUCUCAUAAAAGCACUGAAGCCGAGAUUCCUAGUUUACGGACUAAUGUAAUACCCCCUCUCAUUCCUCGCCCAGUAAUAGACCGUCAAGUAGAAGCGGACAUACUGGAAGCAUUGGGAUCACUGAAUUCAAUGCUCGACGCCUCAGAGUUGUUAUUGUCCAAACCGAUUCAGUCUGCUUCAUCUGAAGUACUUACUUCUAAUAAUGCUGAAAACGUAGAUGUACCUCAAUCACCCGUAAUUGUGGAAGAUAAAUCACAAUAUGUAACUUUAUCUCUUACCGCUGAAAAUGUUGUACAAAGUGUCGAGUCAUGUUCAUUGCAGAUAUUGGGCGAAUCCGUCAAGGAAGAAGUUGCCAACGUUGAUUCCCCGGGAAAUUCUUCAACUUCUUCACCUAAGCCAGCUGAACAGUCGGUCACUACUGAAGAAGUGGUUGAUUCAUGUCCCAGUUGCCAGACUCUCCUUGACAUUCUUGGGUUGAAGAUCGAUUUAAAAACCGGAAACGCCUCAGUAACUUGUCUUGGAUGCGAUGUUCAUAUAGUCAUGGCCAAUGUUUUCAAAAAGUUGUGAUGAACGGAAAGUGCCCCUUAUUGUUCACCCCCCCCCCCCCCUCUCUUCUCUUCAACGUUUUAAUAUCUAAAGUUGGUAAAGUUUUUGUUUGUGCAUUACUGUCUAAGCCAUUUUGUUGUACAAAAUUUCCAGAAGUACCGUAAAGCCAAUUUUAUACUUUUGAUAAUACAAAAAUUGAUUUGUU
Messenger RNA from Daphnia pulicaria, 2553 nucleotides. RefSeq lists its product as uncharacterized. The record is from RefSeq and is a predicted model, not a curated record. Bases 321 to 2369 code for a protein of 682 amino acids. The transcript is spliced from 5 exons. Lineage: Eukaryota; Metazoa; Arthropoda; Branchiopoda; Diplostraca; Daphniidae.